ACAGCUGGGGAUGGCAUGCUCAUCAGUGAUGGCAGCGUGGUGUAUGCAGAAGCCCUCUGGGACCAUGUCACGAUGGAUGACCAAGAGCUGGGAUUCAAGGCUGGCGAUGUCAUUGAAGUAAUGGAUGCUACCAACAAGGAGUGGUGGUGGGGGAGGAUUCUGGACAGUGAAGGCUGGUUUCCAGCCAGCUUUGUACGGCUGCGAGUAAACCAGGAUGAACCCAUGGAAGAUUAUCCCCUGAAGGUAGAAGGUGGAAAAGAGGACGACUCCAGCAGUGGCACCCGCCGCUUUGGGAUGGGGCAGACCACCAAAGACCAAAUGAGGACCAACGUCAUCAAUGAGAUCAUAAGCACAGAGAGAGACUACAUCAAGCAUCUGAAGGACAUUUGUGAGGGUUACAUUAAGCAGUGCCGCAAAAGAGCUGACAUGUUUACAGAAGAGCAGCUGAAGACAAUCUUUGGGAAUAUUGAGGACAUCUACAGGUGCCAGAAGAAAUUUGUUAAAGCACUAGAGAAGAAAUUCAACAAAGACCACCCACAUCUGAGUGAGGUUGGCUCGUGCUUCUUGGAAUAUCAAACAGAGUUUCAGAUAUACUCUGAAUACUGCAACAACCACCCCAAUGCCUGCAUGGAGCUGUCCCGCCUCACCAAAGUUAACAAGUACGUCUACUUCUUCGAAGCCUGCCGCCUGCUGCAGAAGAUGAUCGACAUCUCUCUGGACGGGUUUCUGCUGACUCCUGUGCAGAAAAUCUGCAAAUAUCCACUGCAACUGGCUGAACUGCUCAAAUACACCAACCCCCAACACAGGGAUUUUAAAGAUGUUGAAGCUGCCUUAAAUGCCAUGAAGAACGUUGCUCGGCUCAUCAAUGAAAGAAAGCGGCGGCUGGAGAACAUUGACAAAAUCGCUCAGUGGCAGAGUUCGAUAGAAGACUGGGAGGGUGAAGACGUCCUAGUAAGAAGCUCAGAACUCAUCUAUUCCGGGGAAUUAACCAAAAUCUCCCACCCUCAAGCCAAGAGCCAACAGCGGAUGUUCUUCCUCUUCGAUCACCAGCUUGUCUGCUGCAAGAAGGACCUUCUGCGCCGGGACAUCUUGUAUUAUAAAAGUCGGAUCAGCAUGGAUGAUAUGGAAAUCCUGGAUGUAGAAGAUGGGAAAGACAAGGACUUCAAUAUCAGUGUGAAAAAUGCAUUUAAGUUGCACUGCCGAGACACUGAGGAAGUGCACUUAUUCUGUGCAAAAAAGCCUGAGCAGAAACAGCGCUGGCUGAAGGCAUUUGAGAAUGAAAGGAGACAGGUUCAGCUCGAUCAGGAGACAGGUUUUUCAAUCACAGAAGUGCAGAAAAAGCAGGCCAUGCUGAACGCCAGCAAGCAGCACCAUAGUGGGAAGCCUAAGGCUGUCACCAGGCCAUACUAUGACUUUCUGAUGCGUCAGAAGCAUCCCACCCUGCCUACUACGCUCCCUCAGCAGCAAGUCUUCAUGCUGGCAGAGCCCAAGCGCAAGCCCUCGAACUUCUGGCAGAACAUCAGCAGGCUGACACCCUUCCGGAAAUAA
Molecule: messenger RNA, 1548 nt
Organism: Charadrius vociferus (killdeer)
Lineage: Eukaryota; Metazoa; Chordata; Aves; Charadriiformes; Charadriidae
Gene: ARHGEF4
Product: Rho guanine nucleotide exchange factor (GEF) 4
Exons: 10
Coding region: 16-1548 (510 amino acids)
Biological process (GO): intracellular signal transduction
Molecular function (GO): protein binding; guanyl-nucleotide exchange factor activity
Source: RefSeq, a predicted model, not a curated record